ACAUGUGCCACAUGAAGACAAAUGAUGCUGUUUCAGUCACGGGUGUUUCUUUUUUCCUUGCGCAUGUGAACCAAUUCAGAGGUUCACGGGUUGUAUGUUUAGCUGCGGCUUUCUAUUGUUUUUUUAUAACCAUGUCACGGGUUCUAUGUAACUUUUCGUGCCUUUAUAAGGCAGUGUGUAAUGUUUCAUUUCUUGUACUCUAAACUUGAACCACUCCAUGUAUCAAACGUACGUUUAAGAAUUCUCAACAUUGUCUUUCGCUUGAUAAAGUCUUAAGUAUUCACAUAUCAAGGCUACAAGGUAAUAAGUCUUCUCAACAUUGUCUUUCGCUUAAUUAAACUCUCCAAUCUAAUAAUAUUUUAUGCCUAAACUUUGAAUGAAUUCCAAAAGUGAUGUUUACUCCUAUUUGCAUAAAAUUAUAUUUAUGGUUUUUAAGUUUAAAUGCUAAACUUUCUGGAUUAUAUUGCCAAAUUUAGAUUGAAAUUUCAAGUUCGAUCAUUAACAUAUAAGACCGUAUACAUACUUGAAAAUCAGUAGGUUCCCUUGUUUUAGUCAAAGACCGAGUUUCUCUAUAUCAUCAUGAGCUCACUCGCAUACCCGUUUUUGUAGUCUAAAAUGAAGGAACUGAAAUAAUUUAACUUUUUGCGAAAACUUUCCCACUUUUUCUUUGGGGAUCUAUUUAUGAGUCUCUGUAUUUUGAUCUUUCGAAUCCUUUAUAAAUGAAACAUAGUACAUUAUAAAUGCGGCUUUAGAUUAUGUUCAUCAAAUCAUGUUAUUAUUUCCUCAUAAUUAUAGACAUGAUCUUCAAUAUUUUGAUUAUAAUUUUUUUUUUAAACGAAAUAUAGCCAAAUAUGGGAGAUGAAGUGGAUCGCAGAUUAAAUGCGGCUUUAGAUGAAGCUGUCGAUGAAUAUUUGGAAGAUACAUACAACGACAUCGUAAAGAAGCAAAAAAAGAAAGAGAGAAAACGUGCAUAUGUCGAAAGAAACCGCGAAGAGGGCCAUACCCGUCUAUGGAAUGACUACUUCAGUGAAAAUCCAACAUUUCCGCCUCAUUUAUUCAGACGCCGUUUCCGCAUGAACAAGGACGUUUUCAUGCGUAUUGUCGAUCGUCUCUCAGAAAAUUAUCCUUUCUUCCAACAAAGAAGAGAUGCUGUCGGAAGAUUAGGUCUAUCUCCACUACAAAAGUGUACGGCAGCUCUUCGUAUGCUUGCUUAUGGCUGUGCGGCUGACGCCGUUGACGAAUACCUCAGACUUGGUGAAAGCACGGCACUUUCAUGUUUAACGAAUUUCACAGAAGGGGUAAUUGAUUUAUUUGGAGAAGAGUAUAUGCGAAGACCCACUCCAGAGGAUCUUCAACGACUGCUCGAUAUUGGAGAGAUUCGCGGCUUCCCGGGAAUGAUAGGAAGCAUCGAUUGUAUGCAUUGGGAGUGGAAAAAUUGCCCAACCGCUUGGAAAGGACAGUACACCCGUGGAUCAGGAAAGCCAACAAUUGUCUUGGAAGCUGUAGCUUCCCAAGAUCUUUGGAUUUGGCACGCUUUUUUUGGUCCUCCAGGUACCUUAAACGAUAUUAACGUCCUCGAUCGAUCUCCUGUUUUUGAUGACAUUUUACAAGGUCGAGCUCCAAGGGUACAAUACCUGGUAAACGGACACCAAUAUGGUUUGCCUUACUACCUCACAGACGGCAUAUAUCCAAGAUGGUCAACAUUUAUCCAAUCUAUCUCAAACCCUCAAAGUCCUGAAGCACAGUUAUUUGCUAAAGUUCAGGAGUCCACCCGAAAAGAUGUGGAGCGUGCUUUCGGAGUAUUGCAAGCUCGAUUUGCAAUAGUUAAAAACCCGGCUAUUUUGUGGGACAAGACCCAAAUAGGAAUGGUUAUGCGAACAUGUAUCAUACUGCACAAUAUGAUAGUGGAAAAUGAACGCAAUGGAUACAGCGGGUGUGAUAUAUCAGAGUUUGAAGAAGGAGAAUCGAGUAGAAGUUCAGAGGUGGAUAUGUCAUAUACUCGCAGGCCUUCAAAUCUCCGAACUAUGCUUGAAAUACGUACUUAAGUUCGUGACCCACAUACGCAUGAACAAUUGAAAUUUGAUUUGAUCCAAAAUAUUUGGAACAAGUUUGGUAAUGAUGAAAAUGUUUAAUUGUUGUAUGUUUCUAUUUUCUCUUUCAAUAAAUAAAAAUUUUAAAUUUUUUUUUAAAAAAAUUUAUUAAUAAUUUUCUAAGGAUUCCUUAACGGUAACACCAUUGAAGCAAUAUUUGUGAUUAGAGUCCUUGACUAUUCAUAAAAAAAAAAAUAAUAAUAAUAAUAAACUAAUGUUAAGGACUCCAAUGGUGGGUAACACCAUUGGAGGUGCUCUUAUAGUCAUAUGUUUUUUAUUCACAUGAUUGAUUGAUUGAUGUCCACCUAAGAGGUUUGUUUACGUGCCGUUAAGUGACAAACAAAGUCAUUUUUAAUGUAUUCCGUUUUAGAGUUUAACUUUGACCAAUGACUAAUGUUACAAUGCA
This is a messenger RNA of Brassica rapa (field mustard), 2496 nucleotides long. Its product is annotated as putative nuclease HARBI1. Lineage: Eukaryota; Viridiplantae; Streptophyta; Magnoliopsida; Brassicales; Brassicaceae. The record is from RefSeq and is a predicted model, not a curated record.